AUGUUUCAAGCCCUCAUGCGGCGCAAGUUCGUCGUCUCGCUGGAGGUGUCGAACCGUGACAGCGCCUACGAGUGGAUGCUGCGCUGGUUGUCGCACCAGAAAUCGUUUAAGGUGCAGCAGAUGUCGGUGCUGACCCGAACAGCACCCUUCGACCACUCCUCGAGCGACCGUACGCGAGCGGAGUGCCUCUUUGGCCCCUGUCCGAAUCAGCGGCACUACUUCUUUUACGAUGGCCGUCCGCUGACCCUGACGCGGCGACGCCGCGACAACGUCAGUCCCGGCUACAGCGAUGACAUUUUCGAAACGCUGGAGUUCACCACCAUCGGCACGAGUGCCACAGUGCUGCAGAAGAUUGUCAAAGAGGCGCAGCAGUUUGCCGAGCAUGAGGACAGCGAUCAUACGGUGGUGUACAUGAAUGGUGGGAGCAGCUGGACUCGUCAAUCUCGGCCGCGGUCGCGGCGCGCCAUUCAAUCUGUUGUGCUGCCGGAGGGCAUGUCGGAGUUCAUCCUCGCUGACGUCAAGAAGUUUCUCAACUCGAGCUCCUUUUACAAGCAGCUGGGCGUACCGUACCGCCGCGGGUAUCUUCUGCACGGUCCUCCAGGAUGCGGCAAGACGAGCCUUGUCAUGGCGCUGGCCGGUGAACUGCGCCUCUCCAUCUCGCUCCUUAACUUGUCGAACCGCAACCUCAACGACGAGUCGCUGACGUCGCUGCUGAACGAGGCUCGCGUGGACACGAUUGUGCUGCUGGAGGACAUCGACCGCGCCUUCAGUAAUGAGUGCAAUGUUACCAUGAGCGGCCUUCUUAACGCGCUCGACGGCGUUGGUGCCCAGGAGGGCCGCCUGGUCUUCAUGACGACGAACCACGUGGAGCGGCUGGACGCGGCGCUGAUUCGGCCCGGCCGAGCAGAUGUCAAGAUCGAAGUCGGGCUGCUGGAUGUGAAUCAGUCGCAGCGCAUGUACCGCAAGUUCUUCCCAAAGGCAACGGAGGAUAUGGUGGAGGCUUUCGGCCGCAACUUUCCACCGCACGUAAUCAGCGCUGCACAGCUACAGUCGCACCUCUUCUUCCACCGUGACGACGCCGUCGCCGCAACCGCAACGCUGCCAGCAUUCAUAUCCAGCUGUCGCGCCUUCGACGCAAGUAUGGAGCAAAUGCGGAGCGAAAAGGCGAGGCUACAGCGGUCUCUGCCGCGCGCACCGCUGCUCGGGAUCGAUACCGAGUAG
Messenger RNA from Leishmania mexicana MHOM/GT/2001/U1103, 1221 nucleotides. RefSeq lists its product as hypothetical. Gene Ontology annotation, molecular function: ATP hydrolysis activity; ATP binding. The record is from RefSeq and is a predicted model, not a curated record. The transcript has a single exon. Lineage: Eukaryota; Euglenozoa; Kinetoplastea; Trypanosomatida; Trypanosomatidae. The coding region runs from base 1 to 1221 and encodes 406 amino acids.